Messenger RNA from Purpureocillium takamizusanense, 1373 nucleotides. RefSeq names its product Adenylate kinase (gene ADK1). NCBI's taxonomy places the organism in Eukaryota, Fungi, Ascomycota, Sordariomycetes, Hypocreales, Ophiocordycipitaceae. Gene Ontology annotation, molecular function: AMP kinase activity; ATP binding. Gene Ontology annotation, biological process: ADP biosynthetic process. The record is from RefSeq and is a predicted model, not a curated record. The transcript is spliced from 4 exons. Gene Ontology annotation, cellular component: mitochondrion; cytoplasm. Bases 343 to 1155 code for a protein of 270 amino acids.
GUUGCAAUGGCGAGCCGACCCCCCCCCCGCCAGCCCUGAAAGCUGCCCGUGCUGAUUGCUGGGUUCGCUCCCCAAUGCCCACCGAAAACUCUCCAGGACUUCCAUCCAGGCGUGUCCACCUUUUGCCAACACUUCAUUCCUCUUAUUCUCUCGUCUUUGCCCGCGUUCAUACCGCUUCACUCUGCGCCCAGGCCGUCGCCUUUCUGCUCUCCCUCCUCGGCCUCCGCUCGCCUGCCCACCGCGAUCGAGCCCUGCGAGUUUUACCUUCCAAUUGGUCCCGCCUCAGCCGCUCGUUGACACAAGCAAACAGCCCUCCACGCACCAACCCCCAAAACCGCAGCCAUGGGUUUCGUCGAGGACGAGCUGAAGCAGCUCAAGGAUGUCAUCUCUAACCUUGAUUCUCGGAUCAAGAGCCUCGAGCAGCGCGCUACUGGGUCGGCCCCUACCACCAAAGAGAUCCGCAUGAUCCUCAUCGGUCCUCCUGGCGCAGGCAAGGGAACCCAGGCACCCAAGAUCAAGGAGCGCUUUUCUUGCUGCCACCUGGCCACUGGCGACAUGUUGCGCUCCCAGGUUGCGAAGAAGACUCCUCUCGGUCGCGAGGCGAAGAAGAUCAUGGACCAGGGCGGCCUUGUCAGCGAUGACAUCGUCAUCGGCAUGAUCAAGGAGGAAUUGGACAAUAACAAAGAGUGUCAGGGCGGCUUUAUCCUCGAUGGUUUCCCCCGCACCGUCCCCCAGGCAGAGGGCCUCGAUGCCAUGCUCGAGCAGCGCAACAAGAAGCUCCAGCACGCCGUCGAGCUCCAGAUCGAUGACUCCCAGCUCGUCGCGCGCAUUACCGGCCGCCUGAUUCAUCCGGCCUCGGGCCGCUCCUACCACAGCACCUUCAAUCCUCCCAAGGAGCCCAUGAAGGACGACAUCACUGGCGAGCCUCUUAUUCAGCGCAGCGACGAUACCGCCGACGCGCUCAAGAAGCGUCUCGGUACCUACCACAAACAGACCGCCCCGGUUGUCGAGUACUACCGCAAAAACGGCAUCUGGCAAGGUAUUGACGCCAGCCAGCAGCCCGGCCAGGUUUGGAAGAAUAUGUUGAAUAUCCUCGAGGGGGAUAGGAAGGGCCAUGCCACGGGCAUCCUCUCCCGGAUUGCUGGCCAAAGCUAGAGCCCUGUCCGACCGACCGUUGUGUGAGGGAAUGUAUCACCAUGACUAAAAUUUGGGGUGGCUUGAGACGCAUUCGACGGUCAGCUCAAGGCGGGACGUCGGGAAUUCCUCGUGGCCCUCAGAUGCCCCUGUAGACUUGAAAGCAGUGGAACGAAUGAAUGUAUGUAUCAAUACAUGACAGCCUUUGCAGUUUUAGCCGUGGCGAGCUGCUGGCAGAA